Molecule: messenger RNA, 981 nt
Organism: Oryctolagus cuniculus (rabbit)
Lineage: Eukaryota; Metazoa; Chordata; Mammalia; Lagomorpha; Leporidae
Source: RefSeq, a predicted model, not a curated record
AUGGAAGAUUUGAUGGACAUGGACAUGAGCCCCCUGAAGCUGCAGAACUAUCUUUUUGGUUGUGAACUAAAGACUGACAAAGAUUAUCAUCACUUCAAAGUGGACAGUGAUGAAAAUGAGCACCAGUUAUCUUUAAGAACGGUCAGUUUAGGCGCUGGCGCAAAGGAUGAACUGCACAUUGUUGAUGCAGAGGCAAUGAAUUAUGAAGGCAGCCCGAUUAAAGUCACAUUGGCAACUUUGAAAAUGUCUGUACAGCCAAUGAUUUCCCUUGGGGGCUUUGAAAUAACGCCUCUUGUGGUCGUAAGGUUUAGGUGUGGUUCAGGGCCUGUGCAUAUUAGUGGACAGCACUUAGAAGCUGUGGAGGAAGACGCAGAGUCAGAAGUCGAAGAGGAAGAGGAUGUGAAGCUAUUAAGUAUAUCUGGAAAACGAUGUGCCCCUGGAGGUGGCAGCAAGGUACCACAGAACAAAGUAAAGCUUGCUGCUGAAGAAGAUGAUGAAGAUGAUGAUGAGGAGGAGGAAACUGAAGAAAAAGCUCCAGGGAAGAAAUCUAUACAAGAUACCCCAGCCAAAAAUGCACAGAAAUCAAACCAGAAUGGGAAAGACUCAAAACCAUCAACACCAAGAUCAAAAGGUCAAGAAUCCUUCAAAAAACAGGAAAAAACUCCUUAAACACCAAAAGGUCCUAGUUCUGUAGAAGACAUUAAGGCAAAAAUGCAAGCAAGUAAAGAAAAAGGUGGUUCUCUUCCCAAAGUGGAAGCCAAAUUUAUCAAUUAUGUGAAGAAUUGCUUCCGGAUGACUGACCAGGAGGCUAUUCAAGAUCUUUGGCAGUGGAGGAAGAUUCUUUAAGAAAAUAGUUUAAGCAGUUUGUUAAAAUUUUCCAUCUUAUUUCAUUUCUGUAACAGUUGAUAUCUGGCUGUCCUUUAUAUAAUGCGGAGUGAGAACUUUCCCUACCGUGUUUGAUAAAUGUUGUCCAGGUUCCAU